Sphenostylis stenocarpa is the source of this 222-nucleotide messenger RNA. The record is from the annotation of a GenBank genome assembly. Lineage: Eukaryota; Viridiplantae; Streptophyta; Magnoliopsida; Fabales; Fabaceae.
AUGCUAGUGACACACAACUCUACAAAAGGAGUCGAUGGCAAGACGCGACACAAAGCUAUGAAGGAUGCAUUGGCGACAUGGGAUGUUAUGGAGGAGGCGUUGGGAAGACAUGAUACUGUGGAGGAAACAUCGGCGACACGCAAAGCUAUAGAGAAGGUGCUGGUGGCAUGUGACACUGGUGGAGAAGACGCUAGUGUCACGCGAAACAGCAGAGAAGGUUGA